AUGGAUAGUGAAGAUCUGGGGCCUGAAGUGCAUCCCAACCCAAAGCGACGGAAGACUUUCCAUCAGGGCAGUCAUCCUACUCGACAACAUAACAAUUACACCAUCGCCUGGAUUUGCGCUCUGUACAUUGAGAUGGCAGUUGCAAAGGCGAUGCUCGAUGAAAUCCACGAAACUCCGCCUAAUGAUGCAAAUGACACUAAUACCUAUGUUCUGGGAAGCAUCAACAAGCACAAUAUCGUCAUUGCCGGCUUACCGGAAGGUCAGUACGGAACAAUCAGCGCGGCAACGAUUGCCACAAACAUAAAGCGAACCUUUUCUGGAAUUCGUAUGGCCUUGAUAGUUGGUAUUGGCGGCGGCGUGCCAAGCAAAAAGGAUAUACGUCUAGGCGAUGUCGUCGUUGGAACAAGAAUCAUGCAAUACGAUCUUUUAAAGGUUGUGGCAGAUGGAAAAUACGAGCGAAUUGCUAUUCCCAGGACCUAUCCGCCGUUGCUUGGAACGACUUUGACCAGUCUUCGCGCUAAACAUGAAAAUUCUCCCAGUCGAGUCCCAUCCAUUCUGCACCAGAAGCUACAGAGUCACAUCAAGUAUAGUCAACCAUCUGUUCCAGAUCGCCUUUUCCAAGCGACAUAUGAACAUACAUCGGAAGCAUCCAGCUGUGACUUUUGCGACCAGUCAAAACUUAUAUCUCGGAGUAGACGACUGCCCGGCACUAUAGAGAUCCAUUACGGCGGUAUUGCUUCUGGGAACCAGGUGAUAAAGCAUGGCCUCACCCGAGACAACAUUGCUCGAGAGCUAGAUAUUUUAAGUUUUGAAAUGGAAGCUGCAGGCCCUAUGGACAUUAUCCCAUGCCUCCCAAUUCGUGGGAUCUGUGACUAUUCAGAUUCCCAUAAAAACAAAGAAUGGCAAAGAUAUGCCGCAGCGACCGCGGCUGCAUAUACAAGGGAAUUGAUUGAAGAGCUCCCUGCGAUUCAAGAGCAGCCAGUAGUUGCUUAUUCAUCUGACCUUAAUCAUAACAUCCCUCAGAAUCACCGGCAACUGCUUAUGAAGUCCCUUGAAUUCAAGCAAAUGCAUUCCCGUAGAAUGACCAUCAAGGAAAAUGAUAGGAAAACCUGUCAAUGGCUUCUCGACCACGGUGACUAUAAAGUGUGGCUUGAUCCCACAAGAUUAAAGCAACACUCUGGAUUUCUUUGGAUUAGUGGCAAGCCUGGUGCAGGGAAAUCGACUAUCAUGAAGUUUGUCUACUCCAAUAUGAAGAAAGCAUGCCGUGGGAACAAUAGAAUUGCUUCCUUCUUUUUCAAUGCUCGUGGUGAACCUCUAGAAAAGUCGACCUCAGGGAUGUAUCGAUCACUAUUGCUACAAUUACUUCAAGAGUACCGCGACCUCCAAACAAUACUGGAUAACCCUGAUAUACUCCUCCAAUAUCAAGAGGAAUGUCCUCCUCUAAACGUUCUUAAGGACCUGUUUCGCGACGCAAUCUCCGCCCUUGGUCAUCGCCGGUUUACCUGUUUCGUUGAUGCUCUAGACGAGUGUGAUGAACAGCAAGUUAUGGACAUGGUUGAAUUCUUUGAAGUUUUAGCGGAACAGGCUACAGACCAUGAUAUACAGUUCAGAAUCUGUUUCUCAAGUCGACAUUAUCCAUACAUAGUCCUCAAGCAUGGAAUAAGAUUGACACUGGAGGAGCAAUCAGGCCACACAGAAGACUUAAAGAUCUAUAUCAAAAGCCAUCUCAGGUUCAAUGAUGCGUUGCUCAUUGAGGAAUUACUACCCGAACUUUUACGCAAAGCGGCUGGUGUCUUUAUGUGGGUUGUUCUCGUUGUUCAGAUCCUGAACGAGGAGGACCGACAAGGCGGACUAGCCUUAGGAAAACGACUCGCGGAAAUACCCAGCGAUCUGAGCAAGUUAUUUAAAGAUAUUUUAACACGUGAUACCAAAAGUAUGGACUCACUCCUACUAAGUAUCCGCUGGAUUCUAUAUGCAGAGCGGCCAUUGCGACCCGAGGAGUUUCGUCAUGCUCUCUGGUCUGGGUUAUCAUUAAUAAAGAAUAGGGUUGAUAGCCGAAUUCCAGCUGGUAGCUAUAACAGGAAUACUCUCGACAAAAUUGUCAUCAGUUCUUCAAAAGGACUCGCUGAGAUUACAAGAUCCGAAUCCCCAACAGUUCAGUUUAUCCACGAAUCAGUUCGAGACUUCCUUCUCAGAGAUAAUGGUUUGAAUGAAUUAUGGCCUGGAAUGGAAACCGACUGGAAGAGCUCAAGUCAUGAAGAACUCAAAAAAUGCUGCAUAUUUUAUCUGAAUCAGUUCCCGGCGUCUUCCAUUGAACGUCUAGUUGCAUCUCCACAUUCUACCAUUGGAGAGGAUAUAUCGAAUAAAUAUCCGUUCUUAAAGUAUGCAGCUCAAAGUAUACUCUACCAUGCGAAUGCUGCAGCUGAGGCGGUUGUACAGAAUGAAUUUCUUUCUGAAUUUCCAAUCGCGCGCUGGAUCAAGACGAAUAAUCACUUCGAGAAGCACAAGAUUCGUGAAUACACGUUAGCUGCGAGUCUUCUUUACAUCCUUGCAGACAAAGGAUAUCCGAAUCUCGUCCGUACAUGCCUUAAAGAAGAUUCGCAAAUCCAUAUAUAUGGUGAGAGAUAUCACUACCCAUUAUUUGCCGCUUUGGCCGGCAGUAACAAGGAAGCCGUUACUGCUCUUUUGAAACCAGCUUCAAAUAUUAUAAAUGAUAUCAAUAUCGCAGAGGGCUUGAAAAAUAGGAAAGACCUCAAGCGAUAUAAAAAUAGAACACCACUGUCUUGGGCUGCUCAGGAAGGUCGGUUGGAUAUUACAAAACUUCUACUUGGAACAGGGUCGGCACUCAAUGAGUUAGAUGGUGAAGGGAAGACCGGACUUUUGCGAGCUUCGGAGAAUGGCCAUGAGGCCGUGGCAAGGCUUCUUAUUGAGAAUGGGGCUAAUAUCAAUAUCAUUGAUAUGUUUGGACUUACAGCACUUCAUUAUGCGUUACAAAAGGGUCAUGAGGCCGUGGCAAGGCUUCUUAUUGAGGAAGGAGCUGAUUUCAAUAUCAGUGAGGAAGAUGGAUUCACAGCGCUUCAUUAUGUAUCACUAAACGGUCAUGAGGCCGUGGCAAGGCUUUGUAUCGAGAGCGGGACUGAUAUCAAUAUCAGUGAUCAGUAUAGAUACACAGCACUUCAUUAUGCAUCACGAAACGGUUAUGAGGCUAUGGCAAGACUUCUUAUCGAGAGCGGGACUGAUAUCAAUAUCACUGAUCAGUAUGGAUCCACAGCACUUCAUUAUGCAUCACAAUACGGUCAUGAGGCCAUGGCAAAGCUUCUUAUUGAGAAUGGGGCUGAUAUCAAUAUCAGUGAGGAAGAUGGAUUCACAGCACUUCAUUAUGCAUCACAAUACGGUCAUGAGGCCGUGGCAAGGCUUCUUAUUGAGAAUGGGGCUGAUAUCAAUAUCAGUGAGGAAGAUGGAUUCACAGCACUUUAUUUUGCAUCACGAGACGGUCAUGAGGCCGUGGCAAGGCUUCUUAUUGAGAAUGGGGCUGAUAUCAAUAUCACUGAUCAGUAUGGAUACACAGCACUUCAUUAUGCAUCACAAUACGGUCAUGAGGCCAUGGCAAAGCUUCUUAUUGAGAAUGGGGCUGAUAUCAAUAUCAGUGAGGAAGAUGGAUUCACAGCACUUCAUUAUGCAACACGAAAUGCUGCCGCACUACGGACUCACCCUGACAUCCCGGACUACUUUUUGGCACAUCAGAACAUAGUCCUCGUCCAACACAACUUCCACAAACCCGACAACUGGAAAAACCAAGAUUCUCCAACCCAGUUCUACCCUUACAAUACCUUCGGAACAGAUCAUCCUAUCGACCACAAGGCUUUCCACAGUGAUGAAGCCAGAUCUUUUCUGGAUUAUGCUAAGUUUAAUGCAGCCAAGAAAGGGAUGCAUCCUCGAGGUCGCACAAUCUACGUCGCCACGUUUAUCAAGCGAUGGGCCGAUGGUGGUGUCAUACGAAGGAAAAUGCCACAAACCGGCCAUAGCGCCUUCGGUAUUUUCGGGCUUCGGGGGAAACGUCGUGUUUACGAGCCACACCUUCUUUACGUCAAUGACUACGAUUUCAACCCACCAUGGCGCAACGGAUGGGGCACUGAUGUUUAUGAGUUCGACCCAAAACCUAAUGGCGAACCAUAUCCCCACGUUAUACUGUUGACUCAUCAGCAUAGCUCUUGCAGCGAAAAUUCUAUCCUUCGUGGAGAGCUCGAAGUUAUUGUUACAGCUAUGCGGAACCGCGCAAAUCAGCUAGUGAGAGAUGGCGAGGAGAAUUCGGCUCGCACGAAUCAGCGCAAACUACAAUUUCCAUAUGAAAGCAGAUUUCCGGUUCUAAUGAUCUCGGUGUAUGCUCCGACCAAUAUCAGGAUUUAUUACGCCUGUAUGGACAAUUUGCGAUUACACAUUCGCCAAUCGGGAACAUGGGAAGCGACGGCAUUUUCUAACGAUUUCAACUUCCUAGCUAUGGUAUUCUUGAGUAAUGCCCACUCAGGAUUUCACCAGCCACCUGUCAUUCAGCCGCCACCUAUCGUCCAGCCACCUCCUAUCAUCCAGCCGCUUACUGUCAUCCCACCAAGGCCUUCACAGCAACUCAUGAGCAGCAGGGGCUCGACAGCGAUACGCACAUACAUUAGCCCGAGGAACGAUAUUGAACUGGGAGGGCCCACGACCAUUGAUCCAGGACCCAAUCCUCACUCCAAGAAGAGCCUAGAUUGA
Molecule: messenger RNA, 4749 nt
Organism: Talaromyces amestolkiae
Lineage: Eukaryota; Fungi; Ascomycota; Eurotiomycetes; Eurotiales; Trichocomaceae
Exons: 5
Coding region: 1-4749 (1582 amino acids)
Biological process (GO): nucleoside metabolic process
Molecular function (GO): protein binding; catalytic activity
Source: RefSeq, a predicted model, not a curated record